AUGAAACUCUCCCUUGGCCUCAACUGGAUCAAGAGUUCGAGGGACGUCACCGAGCUGAACGUGUGCAGAUCGCGGAGGUGCCAUGCGUUCGGUACUUGGAUCGGUUGGAUCGCGAAGACGUUCGACUACAUCAACCGCAUUACUAAAUGCUUCCGCUUUUGGUCUACGAGGGGUGGAUCCUUCCGAUCUACACAUCUUUCCAUCGGAGCGGUUGCUGGUCUGGUGCGCUUGUCCUAUGGGGCCUUAGCACGACGACUUACCGACUAUCUACUACAAGAAGUUUUGUCCGGGUCCAGCGACGGAGGGGCGAUGACGGCGGAAAAAGAAAUGGAGUGGAGCAACGUGAUUGAGGGAGAGCAAAGCGGGAGAAAAAGGGAGGGGGGAAAACAACGCAACAGUGCAUUUGUUGCGGACACGGACUUUGGCAGCCAUUCAAUGACCCACCAGACACUCAUCUCUUCCGCCCCUGCCGCUGCUGCCUUUUCCUCUGCUCCUCACCUCCUCCACGCCUCCCUCCCUACCCUUUCCCCCUCCUCCUCUCCGGCCGCCUCCGCCAUGUCGUCGUCGUCGUUCGCACACCACCACGGCUCCCUGCAGGUGGAGAGGAUGUCCGCGCUGAGGAGUAGCCUCAGGCCGUGCGAGGCAGCCGAGGAGGCCCACGACGCGGAGGAACUGGAGUGGGUGUCGCGUAUCAUGGACGACUCGCAGGCAGAGCUCCCGCCGCCGGCUCAGCUCCCAGCGCCAGCGGCGUGGCCACCGCAGCACCGCCGGCCCCAGGAAAGCGCUGUGCCGGCCGUGGACCCUAUGCGGACCCCGACCAUAUGCGCGCUUUCCACGGAAGCGCUGGUGCCGGUGAGGUCCAAGAAGCGCAGCAAGCGCUCGCGGGGCACCACCGUGUGGUCGCUCUCCGGCGCGUCCAUAUCCGACUCGGCGUCGUCGUCCGCCACCAGCUCCUCCUGCUCCUCGUCGGCCUCCCUGUCGUCCUUCUUCCUGAUGGACUCCCCAACCUUCAACCUCCUCGACGAACCGCCACGCACCAAGAGCAAGAACAAGAAGUCCAAGCACAAGCUCAAGAAGCGCGGGCGCAAGCCAAAGAGCCAUCUCCCGCCGCAGCUGUCUGGCGGCGCCGCCUCCCCGCCCGCCCAGGGCGACCGGCGGUGCAGCCACUGCGGCGUCCAGAAGACGCCCCAGUGGCGUGCGGGGCCGGAGGGCGCCAAGACGCUGUGCAACGCCUGCGGCGUCCGCUUCAAGUCGGGGCGGCUCCUGCCGGAGUACCGGCCGGCGUGCAGCCCCACGUUCGUGGGCAACCUGCACUCCAACUCCCACCGCAAGGUGCUGGAGAUGCGCCGCAAGAAGGACCCCGUCCCCGUCGCCAUCGAGGCCGCCGCCGCGCCGGCCGUCGCCUCGUUCUAG
Triticum turgidum subsp. durum (durum wheat) is the source of this 1413-nucleotide messenger RNA. Lineage: Eukaryota; Viridiplantae; Streptophyta; Magnoliopsida; Poales; Poaceae. The record is from the annotation of a GenBank genome assembly.